Messenger RNA from Procambarus clarkii (red swamp crayfish), 1559 nucleotides. RefSeq lists its product as uncharacterized. The record is from RefSeq and is a predicted model, not a curated record. NCBI's taxonomy places the organism in Eukaryota, Metazoa, Arthropoda, Malacostraca, Decapoda, Cambaridae.
ACCACCACCACCUCGGCCACCUGGCCUGCCGCACCGCCACGAAACCAAGCAACAGUAUCAACUUUAAGGGUUUUAAAUAAAACAACUCAUUAGUGUGUGUGAAUUGUAAGGGCCAGGCUUCGUUUACCCUGUGGGGGUCUUGGUGAGGUGGUUGGAUAGUUAUAGCCCCCCAGUGAAGUUAGACGUAAGAGAGUGUUUCCAGGAAACUAUCCUCAUUCAACAGUUGGCCCAGUCAGAAGUUAUGGCGGAAAGUUGAUUUAUAGAUGGUCUGCAGAACACGUGUUUGUGUGAGAAGUCAGCCAGUUAAACUCUUAGGCUGAUACAGGUGAGAGUGGGGGUCACUAUCGUGCUGUGUGACCAUGAUGGGGACACUCACCUUCACGCUGCUCGCUACACAUCUCGUCCUGGCCCAGACAGUCGAGGGCCAGUCGUCGCGGGAUCACAACAGCUUGGGGCUACAACAUGAAGACCUCAAUGACAGAAAAGUCUCAGGCCACAGCAGGCUCGGUAAUAGCUUUCCAGAUAACGAUUAUCAGAACCCUGACUUUUAUAAGUAUGAUUUCGAAAACACUGGUUUCCAAAAUCCUGGACUUGAAAAUCAUGGUUUUCAAAAUCCCAGUUUUCAAAAUCCUGGGCUUCAAAAUCCAGGUUUCCAAAAUCCUGGGCUUGACAAUAAUGAUUUCCAAAAUCCUGGGUUUGGGAACGACGACAUAGAGCGCACCAGGUUCGACUCUCCCGAUGUGAAAUCACCAGGCGAGAGCGUUGACAAAGGGGGGAACGCGAUAUUGAAUGUUGACCACCUUAUUGUUCGUCCUGGCAACUUGACAUGCUACUCCUGCAAGUUGGACUUCCGGAAGUCACCUUACGAGUGGGACCACCCAUGCCUUGGCCGACAUAACGGCCGCAAUGUUAGUGAUGAAUAUCUGGUGGCCUGCGGCCUCAAGGACAUCUAUUGUAGGGUGGAGAGGACGGAAGUGAAUGGUGUACUCAUCACUCUGACGCGGGAAUGCACUGAUGUCUGCUACUUUGGCUGCCGACCAAAAGGUUUUGGAAUCAGCCAGGAAUCUUGUGCCAAGUGUUGUAGUAUCCAUGCCUGCAACCACAUAUACCCUCUCAGCUGGGCCUCCUGCAGUGCCUCGCCCAGUGUUGCCCUCACCUUCCUGACCGCCUCCUACCUAGUUUUUACCUGGCGCCUGUAGCGGCAGGAGAUGUGGUGCCAACAUUCUUUGAAAUACCUCAUGGCUUUUACUGGGUAAGUAAAUGCUUGAACCUCCAACUUUCUUGUACCCAUGGUUCUUGAGAACUUUAGAUUUUGGUGUACAGUACUUACUUGGGGAAAAUAUAUGUUAGGCCAAGAAUAUGGACAUAACUGGUAAAUGGACAUUUGAUCACCAAAGUACCUAAUAAUGUGCUCAGUUUGUGGUCAUGUCUACCUUGCUUAUCACAUAGUUUCACCCAUGCCACUAUUUCUUGAAUUUGUGAAUACUGUUCAACCACAAGUGAUGCUAUAUGCAUCACUUCUGAGAAUACAACUACAAUACACCAACAUAGCAUCACUC